Molecule: messenger RNA, 510 nt
Organism: Microthlaspi erraticum
Lineage: Eukaryota; Viridiplantae; Streptophyta; Magnoliopsida; Brassicales; Brassicaceae
Source: the annotation of a GenBank genome assembly
AUGAAGAAGACGGCUAAACCUAAUCUAGCUAGGUCGGCGCCGGCUUUGGGCUUGAAUUGUGCGGAUUGGGCUUCAAAAACGGCUUCGGGUCGACCGCGGCGUUCGGACGGUCGGUCGGGACGGUCGGCCGGACAGUCGGGUCUUUGGCCGAGUCGGAACGGUCGUGGCCGGAUGUUCGGUCGGCCGGCGUGGUCGGACGGAUGGAUUGGCCGAUGGAAAUCUCGGCCGGACGCGGGACGUAGCUUCCCGGGCUCGGACGGCGUUCGUGCCGUGGUACGCGAGAGUUGCGCGGCCGCGAGGCGUUACUUCCCGGCUCGCGCGCUGGUCGUGCGCGGGUGGCGUGGGCGUUGUGGCGUGGCCGACCGCGGGCUUAGUUUCCCGGGUCGUGAUCGUGAUCGGCCGAGUGGUUUUUUGGCCGAGACUUCAGACGGACGGAUCGGUUUUGGCCGAGCGCGGAACAUUCGUUCCUCGGCCAGCCGGACUGCGGGUUUGGGCGCUGAUUCUCGAUAG